AUGCUGCAGGCACAAAUGGCGAAGAGGAAGACAAAAGUCAAGCGAAAUCCAAAAGGUGGUAUAAAAAAGGGCGACAAGAUUCACGGACAGAAGAAAGGCAAAAAGGGCGAAGCCGCUGCGUAUGUGACGAGAGCACAGGCGUUGGCGAAGCUGCAAAUUCCGCUAGCGGAUUUCCGAAAGCUUUGCAUUCUGAAGGGGAUCUAUCCUCGCGACCCCAAGAAGAAAGCGCAUGGCAAUGACAAGACAUACUACCACCAGAAAGACAUAGCUUUCUUGAGGCAUGAGCCACUGUUAAACAAGUUCUUCGAGCUGAAGACUUUCAUGAAGAAGUUCAAGCGGCUGAUGGGCCGGCGAGAAGUCAAAAGUGCAAGACGCUUUGAGGAAAGGAAGCCGAAGUAUACGCUGCAUCAUCUUGUGCGGGAAAGGUAUCCCUCUUUCGAUGAUGCCAUCCGUGAUUUGGAUGACGCAGUGAGUAUGUUGGCACUUUUCCAGUCGUUGUCCGCUGAUCAGGCGAAGGACAUUCCUGUUGAGGCAAUUACCGAAGCAACGCAGCUCUACCAGGAGUUCCAGCUGUACGUGAUUCGUGCCCAGGCUUUGCGCAAAGUUUUCGCCUCCAUCAAGGGGUAUUACUUUCAGGCAGACAUCCUUGGCCAUUCAGUCACUUGGCUGGCCCCCCACCAGUUUGCACAGGAGCUACCGGCGGAGGUAGAUUUUCGUGUCAUGCUCACCUUUCUGGAGUUUUAUCGUGCUAUGGUCAAGUUUGUCAACUUCCGUUUGUAUGGCGAUCUCGGCCUGACGUAUCCGCCGAGGCGAGUUGCGGAGCUGGAACGCACGUCAGCAGAUGUGGCUGCGCUGGAGACAGAGAUGCGGGAGGCGGGCAAGGCGCAGCAGCAGCACAGCCAGGACAGCGCGGAAAUCGCCACGAACGUCAUGCAUGACUUCGGAGACCAAAGUGAGGCCGUGGCGAUACAACAGAGUUUAGCGGAGGCUGGAAGAAUGAAGACUACUUUUCGUGGUCUUCGUGUGUUCGUCAACCGGGAAGUUCCUCUGAGGCCGUUGUACUUCGUUCUGCUGUGUGGCGGAGUGGCUGAGGUCGGCUGGGAACGAGGUGCGCAAGCUGGGGAAUCUGCAGGACCUGGUUCAGCCUACCCUGCGGAAGGUGACUCAAUUACGCACCACGUAGUUGAUCGGCCAGCCGGCUCUUUUGAAUUACGGCCUGGCCGUGAGUAUGUUCAGCCUCAAUGGGUUUUCGAUUGCUUCAACAUAGGCUGCUUGCUGCCAAUUGGCCCCUAUGCACCAGGGCGUACACCGCCGCCGCACCUUUCACCGUUUGUGGAUGACAAAGCGGAGGGCUACGUGCCACGCCAACGUGAGAUCCUGGAUCGCUUCGCAGCCGAGGUUUCCGGCCAAAAGGAGACAGAGGCCUUGUACUGGGUAGGUGUUGAAGCAGAGGGCAUUCCGAGAUCUGCAGGAUGGAGGUGA
This is a messenger RNA of Symbiodinium pilosum, 1482 nucleotides long. The record is from the annotation of a GenBank genome assembly. Lineage: Eukaryota; Dinophyceae; Suessiales; Symbiodiniaceae.